CCCGACGCAGCAGGCGCAGUUCCAGCAGCACGCCAUGCGCGCGCAGUUGCAGCAUCAACAGUUGGCGGCGUACCAGAUGCAGACGCAUCACGUCGCGCAACAACAUCAGCUGCAACUGCGGACGUUUUGGCAAGGGCAGAUGCGGGAGAUCGAGACGGGGAGCGACUUCAAGAAUCAUCAGCUUCCGCUCGCGCGGAUUAAGAAGAUCAUGAAGAGCGAUGAGGACGUUAGGAUGAUCUCGUCGGAGGCGCCCGUGCUGUUCGCCAAGGCGUGCGAGAUGUUCAUCCUCGAGCUCACGCUGCGGUCGUGGAUCCACAGCGAGGAGAACAAACGGCGGACGUUGCAGAGGAACGACAUCGCGGCGGCGAUCACGAAGACGGAUAUUUUCGAUUUCCUCGUGGACAUCGUGCCGCGUGAUGAUUUCAAGGAGGAGGGGAUGAACGUUCAGAGGGCGC
Micromonas pusilla CCMP1545 is the source of this 455-nucleotide messenger RNA. RefSeq lists its product as uncharacterized. The transcript has a single exon. The record is from RefSeq and is a predicted model, not a curated record. Gene Ontology annotation, molecular function: DNA-binding transcription factor activity, RNA polymerase II-specific; protein heterodimerization activity; RNA polymerase II cis-regulatory region sequence-specific DNA binding. Gene Ontology annotation, cellular component: nucleus. The annotation marks the transcript as partial. Gene Ontology annotation, biological process: regulation of transcription by RNA polymerase II. Lineage: Eukaryota; Viridiplantae; Chlorophyta; Mamiellophyceae; Mamiellales; Mamiellaceae.